Molecule: messenger RNA, 2165 nt
Organism: Hippoglossus stenolepis (Pacific halibut)
Lineage: Eukaryota; Metazoa; Chordata; Actinopteri; Pleuronectiformes; Pleuronectidae
Gene: tfec
Product: transcription factor EC
Exons: 8
Coding region: 1-1410 (469 amino acids)
Biological process (GO): regulation of transcription by RNA polymerase II
Cellular component (GO): nucleus
Molecular function (GO): protein dimerization activity; DNA-binding transcription factor activity, RNA polymerase II-specific; RNA polymerase II cis-regulatory region sequence-specific DNA binding
Source: RefSeq, a predicted model, not a curated record
AUGUUCCACUCGUGGUCCGGCCCAAACAACCAGUGGGUGAUUAGUCCGAGAGAUGGCGGACAGCGUUUGUACAACUCAGGACCAUAUCCACAGAUCUGGCCUCAGUUCCGUGAACCUCAUCCCGGCGGCGCCAUUCGCCAAUCUCCAACCCAGUAUGCCUAUGGUGGAGGCUAUGAGAGACCACAAUCCCGUGCCUGGCGUCAAUCUCAAAACACAUGGAAGGUACAGAGCCACCUCGAGAGCUCCAAGUUCCACCUCCACCAGAGCCAGAACCAGCAGGUCAAGCAGUACCUGACGCUGGGCUCCAAGCUGGCCUCGUCGGCCGGGCAGGGCCACGCCAUCCCUCACCCGCACGGCCCCGGCCAGCCACUGGCCACCAUGCCGAUCAUGAGGAACGGGAACAUGCCCUCGCUCAGCGACGGCAGCAACCCCACCAGCCCCGUCACCUUGCUCACCAUGGCCAGUCACGACAGCGAGUUUCCAAUGGAUGAAGUUAUUGAUGACCUAAUUAGUCUUGAAUCCGGGUUCAAUGACGGGGGCUUGGAUUGCAUGGAGUCAAACCUCUUAAUGCAGAACAAUGUGUCCCUCAGUAGCAGCAUGCUGGACGUCUAUGGGGGUGAACCAGAACUUGACACAAGGGUGAUGGCCAAAGAGCGACAGAAGAAAGACAACCACAAUUUGAUUGAAAGAAGACGAAGAUACAACAUCAACUACAGGAUAAAGGAGUUGGGGACCCUCAUACCCAAAUCAAACGACCCGGACAUGCGCUGGAACAAAGGCACCAUCCUCAAGGCCUCGGUGGAGUACAUCAAGUGGCUGCAGAAGGAGCAGCAGCAUGCAAGGGAGCUGGAGACCCGGCAGAAGAAGCUGGAGCAGGCCAACAGGAGGCUGCUGCUGAGGAUCCAGGAGCUUGAGAUCCAGGCGCGAGCACACGGUCUCCCAAACAUGACCACAUCCUUGGGGACAGUCGAACUCUCCUCCCACCUCCUCAAACAGCAGCCGCAGCCACAGCAGGCGUCCCCCCAGGCCCCCCAGGCCCAGCAGCCCCAGCAGCCCCAGCAACCUCAGCAGCCCCAGCAGCCCACACUCUACCAGGACGACCCCAACAGCGACUACCUCCAGAGGAUAGCCGCAGUGGCCGGCGUGGCCUCCAUCCCCACCGCCAGCGGCCCACAGGACCACAUCACCGGCGCUGAUGGGUGCACAACGUUCUCCGACCCGCUGUCCCACUUCACAGACUUCUUCAGCUCCACGCUCAAGGAUGAGCACCGGCUGGACGAGAUCCUCAUGGAUGACCCGCUGUCGCCGUUCGGCACCGACCCGCUCCUGUCGGCCGGCUCGCCCGGAGCUGCGUCCAAGGACAGUAGUCGCAGGAGCAGCUUCAGCUCUGCCGGAGAGGACGACCUAUAAUCCCCCCCCUGCAGAACAUACUCUCAAGUUAUCUCCUUCUGACAACAUGGUUGUAAUCUCCAGUGUUAAAGGGCAGACGCAGAGCCUGAAAAAGACUGAGUGACGGCUCUGGGCAAACAAUACUGACUACCCACAGGGCUGCGAGUCAUUUAACUGAGCACUGACACAGCCGGCAGAGCCCCUCAAAGUGCCAGCUGUGUAUUAACUGGACUUCCUGUUGAAUGGGUGGGUGUUAUCGGACCUAAAGCUUGGAUUCCCCAAAGCUCAGCGGCACCAAAAGCAUCCCCCGGACCCUCUGCUGUACACCCUGCUCUUUUUUAAAGUUACUACAGACUGUAUGUUUCUCUGCCUCCCGCAUAGAGCAGAAACAGACCCAGAAAAAAAGGGAGACAUUUUUGUACAUAAUGUAAAUAAUAAAGCCUGUUUUGUACACGGUAACAUGCAAAAAUAAUCACUUAAAAACCUGUGUCCAUUUGUAAGGAAAAUACUACUUCACAAAAACGACUGUAAACUGUGGCUGUCGGGAUUAUAUUUGUGUAAUGUGCCUUAUUUGAAAUCCCAGUUCUUUCUAUGAAUAACUGAUGUACUCACCACAAUGCCUAACAUGUCCUCAGUCCUGUCUGUGUCUUAUACGUGUUUUUGAUAAGUAAGUGUCUAUAUGCAUCUUUUUUAAACCAUGUAUUCCUUUAAUACGUCAUGUAUGUAUAUACUAUUAUUAUCUAACAUGUUACCUUUUUUUAUUCUUACCAGGGGAG